GUCAUUAUUAAGUGCAUACAUUAAAUUCGUCAUAAUUGACUUUCAUUCGGAUAUUAUAGUAACACAUUUAUGUAGUACACUACAGUAAUUUAUAUACAUACACACUUCAAAUUAUUUCUUAUUUAAAUUUACAUAUACUUCGAAUCUAAAUCGUACAGAAUGUUUUCCAGCAGUCCAAACUAUACAAAGUUAAAAACGCAUUUGAGACUGUCAAUAAAUAGACUAAAAUUAAUGGAAAAGAAGAAAACGGAAUUAACCCAAAAAGCUAGAAGGGAAAUUGCAGAUUAUUUGCAAACAGGAAAAUAUGAAAGAGCAAAAAUACGUGUUGAGCACAUCAUACGAGAGGAUUAUAUGGUCGAAGCCAUGGAAGUGGUAGAAAUGUACUGUGAUCUGGUUUUAGCUAGGUUUGGUCUUGUAACUCAAAUGAAAGAGUUAGAUUCUGGUCUUGCUGAAGCUGUAUCCAGCUUACUGUGGGUUGCACCUCGUAUGCAAUCUGACAUUCAAGAACUCAAAGUUAUUUCAGAUAUAUUAACUGCUAAGUAUGGUAAAAUGUAUGCAGAAUCGUGUCGUUCUGAUACUAUAGGGACUGUUGCAGAAAAGCUCAAACACAAGAUGACAGUUCAAACUCCACCUAAAUUGCUUGUAGAGAAAUAUUUAAUCGAAAUUGCAAAAAUUUAUAAUAUUGAUUAUCAGCCUGAUCCAGAAAUAAUGAGGGAAGAUAACCGGCCAAUAGGUAUGGAUGCCAUGCUAAUUGACUUAUCUGACAAGAAUAAUUUAGGUGGAAAUUCAUACCCUCCAGCACCACAAGCAGGAUUUAUUGGAUAUCCUCAACCACCACCAGUACCAGCAGUACCUUCUCUUCCAUUUAACUAUCCAGAGAUGAACAAGAAUCCCGAUGGAAAUAUAUCCGCAUUCAAUUACAAUAUUUCACCCAAUCCAUCUGUACCAGAUCUUAAAGAAACAAAAGACAUUAAUACCAGCUUUUUGCAGGACGAGAUAGGAGCAAUGCCUCCAGCUUAUGAUUCAUUAUGUUCUGACAACAUGCAGGAUGGUUCAAAGCCUAAACCUCAGCCUAGAUCUAAACUACCACCUAAUAAUGAUAAUUAUCCAGAGCUACCUAUUUUGCCUUCAGUGCCUUCUGAUAUACCCAUUCACCAUGCAGAUUCUAAUGAACCAAAAAAUCUCGAUGAUAUAGAUUUCGAUGAUUUGAGUAGAAGAUUUGAAGAGCUCAAAAAGAAAAAAUAAGACAUUUAAAACAAGUAACAUUAAACUCGCUUUUUAUGCUUUUUUUUUAAAGUAAAUAGUUUUAUUAUUUAUGAACACAGGAGCACAAUAUGAAUUUACGUUUUAAUUAACCUUACAUGAACAGUUAUAAUUUCAAUUUAAAGUUGUUGAAAUGUUAAUAGAAUUUAUUUCU
This is a messenger RNA of Ctenocephalides felis (cat flea), 1417 nucleotides long. Its product is annotated as IST1 homolog. NCBI's taxonomy places the organism in Eukaryota, Metazoa, Arthropoda, Insecta, Siphonaptera, Pulicidae. Gene Ontology annotation, biological process: protein transport. The record is from RefSeq and is a predicted model, not a curated record. Bases 160 to 1245 code for a protein of 361 amino acids. The transcript has 7 exons.